Vigna radiata var. radiata (mung bean) is the source of this 1587-nucleotide messenger RNA. Its product is annotated as basic 7S globulin. Bases 61 to 1371 code for a protein of 436 amino acids. Lineage: Eukaryota; Viridiplantae; Streptophyta; Magnoliopsida; Fabales; Fabaceae. The record is from RefSeq and is a predicted model, not a curated record. Gene Ontology annotation, biological process: proteolysis. The transcript has a single exon. Gene Ontology annotation, molecular function: aspartic-type endopeptidase activity.
AGGGAAACUUAGAAUUCUGUAUAAUACACAUCGACACCAUCCAUUAUCAUCGUGUUAGCAAUGUCUUCCUCUUUUGCCAUCCAUUUCUUCCUAGUCUCAAUAUCCCUUUUCUCAGUUUGUUGCUUAUCUGCAUCUCAUGCUCCCAACACCAAACCACACCCCUUUGUCCUUCCCAUUAAGAAAGACCCUGCAACUAAUCUGUUCUACACUUCAGUUGGCGUAGGAACUCCCAGGCACAACUUUGAUCUCACCAUUGAUCUUGCUGGAGAAAACCUAUGGUAUGACUGUAACACUNAUUACAACUCUUCUUCCUACCGCCCUAUAGCCUGUGGUUCCAAGCAAUGCCCCGACGUUGGAUGUGUUGGCUGCAAUGGCCCCUUCAAACCAGGUUGCACAAACAACACAUGUCCUGCUAACACAAUCAAUCCACUAGCAAAAUUCCUUUUCGGUGGUGGCUUAGCUGAGGAUUUCAUAUUCCUUCUUCAACAGAAAGUGUCUGACUUGCUUUCUAGCUGUAUAGACACCGAUUCAUUCCCAUCCUUCACCAAUGAAGAAUCACCUCUAAAUGGCUUACCUAAAAACAGCAGAGGAAUUAUAGGCCUUUCAAAGUCGCACCUUGCAUUACCAAUUCAGCUUGCAUCCGCUAAUAAGCUUCCUUCCAAGUUUUCCCUCUGUUUACCCUCUUCAAACCACCACCAAGGUUUCACCAACUUGCUUGUUGGAGCUGGAGAAUAUCCUCUGGGAAUAUCCAAGUUUCUCCAAACCACCCCUCUCAUUGUGAACCCCAUUUCCACAGGUCCUGUAUCUGUGGAAGGUGUUGCCUCCAAGGAAUACUUCAUUGACGUGAAAGCAGUUAAGAUUGACGGUCAUGUUGUGAACCUAAAGCCUUCCCUUUUGUCUAUUGACAACAAGGGAAAUGGGGGCACCAAGAUCAGUACCAUGAGUCCUUUCACCGAAUUACAAACCUCUGUCUACAAGCCUUUCAUUCGAGAUUUCCUCAAGAAAGCCUCGGACAGAAGAUUAAAGAAAGUGGCAGCAGUGGCACCAUUUCAGGCAUGUUUUGAUUCAACCAGCAUUGGUAAUUCUGCAACAGGACCAGUUGUGCCAACUAUUGAUCUAGUGCUGCAAGGGGGAGUACAGUGGAGUAUUCAUGGAGGCAAUUCGAUGGUUAUGGCGAAGAAAAAUGUUGCAUGUCUGGCAUUUGUUGAUGGAGGGACAGAACCUGUAAUGUCUUUUGUGAAAGCUUCAAUUGUUAUCGGUGGAUAUCAGUUGCAGGACAACUAUGUGGUGUUUGACGUGGCUUCCUCCAGAUUAAGCUUCAGUUCUUCGCUUUUGCUCCACAAUUCCACGUGUUCUCACUCUUUAAUAUGAUGUGCUUGUGACGCUUUGAAGAAUAUGUAGUAUCUUCUAUCUUUCAAUGUUUCGAAGGUAAUUGAUGAAUAAAUGUUUUCUUUCUUGUAAAUGGAAACACACCUAGUGUUUCACGUGUGCCAUUUAUUUAAUGAUAGAUAACUUUUGUAAUCUCUAUCUGUAUUUAUCUAUAUAUGAUUUACUGUUAAUAAUAAUUUUAUCCUCGUUUUAAAUUUA